Molecule: messenger RNA, 2850 nt
Organism: Rhopilema esculentum
Lineage: Eukaryota; Metazoa; Cnidaria; Scyphozoa; Rhizostomeae; Rhizostomatidae
Source: RefSeq, a predicted model, not a curated record
AUGGGUAAAGUACCAAGAGAUGUAGCAAUCAACAUACGUCGAUCAAAGGAUGUUAAUCAUGAGUGGAUGAUAGGAGAGUUUCUUGAUAAGUUGUGGCAAGAAUUGGUGAUAAGAAGUGCGAAACAUCCUCAAAGAAAGUGCAGAGAUAAAAGGCAGUGUGACAAGUGCAAGAAAACAGGGCACCACACAUCGAUAUGCAGUGGAGAAACAACCCCAAAUUUGCAUGUUGCCACUAAAGGAGCUAUUGCGUAUCAGACGGUGCAGGCAAAGAUUAACAUACCAGGGUAUGACUCAGUUCCAUAUCGCAUGCUGCUAGAAACAGGUAGUGACAAAACGUAUUUGGUGCAGAAGAUUGCUGACAAAUUGAAAGGUAAACCCAUUCGACAUGAAACAAAGGUUCUUGAUACUAUUCAUGGAAGCAGAAGCCACAGGUGUGCUGUUUAUAAUUUAGAGAUCAGGAAUAUGGAAGGAGAAGUUCAGCUCAUUACAGAGGCCGCAACGCUAAGCAAACUGACAACUGUGAGGAACGCCAGACCUGAAAUUGUACAGCAAAGAUUUAAGCACUUGAAAGACAUCAAAUUCUCAGAUGUGUCGGAGCACGACGAAUUGGAAAUUCACGUCAUAAUUGGUCUUGAAGAUUUGGGUAGAGUAAAGACAGGACGUUAUAUACGGGGGGAGGAAGAUCAGCCUAUUGCCGAGGAAACCAAAUUAGGAUGGACUUUGUUAGGACCAACUUAUCAAGGAACAAAAACUGAUGAUCAAGAAAGUAAAUUGUUGUUUUGUAUGGAGAACAGGCCAGAGAUAGCUACAGAAGUAGACAGGCUAUGGGACUUAGAGACUGUCGGGAUCCGAGAAGGUGAUCCAGUGCACGUGGAGUUCAAAGAUACAGUCAAGUUCAACGGUAGACGUUAUGUAGUAAAUCUACCUUGGAAGUCAGCAACAGCCAAAGCCUCAUUACCAGACAACAAGAAGCUAUGUGAAAAGCGGCUACGUUCUCAGCUGAAAAGAUUAUCUAGAGUCCCGGAGCAGUUAGAAGCUUAUGAUGGCAUCAUACAAGAGCAGAUAAAGGCGGGAAUUGUGGAAAAGGCUCCCAAGAAAGAAACAGGGGUAACAGCCACCCACUACAUACCCGAUCAUGCUGUCAUUCGACAAGAAGCAGAGUCAACAAAAGUGAGAAUCGUGUUUGACGCGUCAGCAAAGGAGAGGAAAGGUAGCUAUUCGCUAAAUGAGUGUCUUCACAAAGGACCACCAUUGAUGCCUAUGCUGUUUGACAUUGUGCUUCGGUACAGAAUGUACCCCGUUGCUCUGGUGGGUGAUGUACAAAAAGCCUUUCACCAGAUUGAAGUAGCAGUUGAAGACAGAGAUUGCCUAAGGUUUUUGUGGGUUGAAGAUCCAAAGAAUGCAAUUUCAGAGCUUUCUGAGUUGAGGUUCACUCGGGUUAUCUUUGGAGCGGGUCCGAGUCCAUUCUUGCUAAAUGCGACGAUGCAAAGGCACAUUGGAGGCUAUGAGGAGACAGAUCCAGAGUUUGUCAGGUUGGUGGUUAAAAGUUUAUUUGUGGAUGAUUUUGUUGGUGGCGGUAGAAACUCGACAGAAGUUAUCACAUUGAAAAAGAAACUCACCGAUGUAAUGCAAGAAGGUGGCUUCACUCUUCACAAGUGGAAGUCAAAUAUUGAGGAAGUGUGCAGCUCGCCAACGGUGGACAGUGAAGGUGAUGAAGACGAAACAUUUGCGAAGCAGAAACUUAAUCUGGAUGAGAGCCAAAGUAAAGUCCUUGGGAUAAAGUGGAAUCCAAGGAGUGAUAUAAUGGCAGUGGAAUUGUCACAGGUUGCAGAGGAAGCAGAAAGGGAUCUACGCAUGACCAAAAGGGAGUUGCUGAGCCGCUUGUCCAGAAUCUAUGACCCAUUAGGAGUUGCGGGUCCGAUCACCAUUGUUGGUAGAAAGAUCUUCCAAGAUGCUUGCAAAGAAGGUAUAACUUGGGACAGUUUGGUCAGUGAAGAUCUGCAUGGUAGAGGGAAGACAUUUGAAAGGAAUUUGAAGCAAAGGUCAGAGAUAGAGUUCCCAAGAUGUGUUGCAUUGUCAGAGAAGCCAAAGGAGAUGUCAUUGCACACCUUCGCAGAUGCAAGUCAAACAGCCUACUGCGCGGCCGUGUAUUUGGUUGUGACGUUGCCGCAAGGAAAGUUCAGUAACCUGCUGACUGCUAAAACCAGGCUGCCUCCAUUGAAGAAGGAAAUGACCAUUCCACGUUUGGAGUUGACAGCAGCAAGGAUUGCGGCAAGGUUGGCAGCGACAGUAAAACAAGCACUGGCAGGAUUUGAGUUAAAACGGGUCUGCAUGUUGUCGGAUAGUUGCACGGCUCUCCAUUGGCUGCAAAGACGAGGUCAGUAUCGCCAGUUUGUUGAACACAGAGUCAAGGAAAUCGAACAUCUGUCAAAUGGUGCAACAUGGCAGUAUUGUCCAACAAGCGAAAAUCCGGCGGAUCUUGGCACAAGGGGCAAAACACCGCUACAAUUACAAGGAAGUGACCUGUGGUGGCAGGGACCAUCGUGGCUGAUUUCUGAUCAGUGGCCAGAACAGCCUAUCUUGUCAAGGGAAAAGGAAAUCGAAGAUGAAGAAAAAAAUCCAGUGUUACAGAUGGCCACGACGAUAAAAGAAAGGGGACUUUCAAGUUUGAUAAGGUUGAAAGAUUAUAGCUCAAAGAGAAGAUUACUUGGUGUAACUGCGUGGAUUUUGCGUUUUAUGAAGAACUGCAGGGCAAGCAAGGGAGAUAGGCUCCAACUGAAAUACGUUACAACGGACGAAGUAAAGGAAGCGGAAAAAAAGGUGGGUGAAAGUAGUACAAUCCGAAAUUGA